GCAGACAAUAAAGGUCCUCUAUGUUGUUUACAAAACAGAUGCUUCCUUCCUUUGAGUAUCUCAUCACUUUUGACGUCAACCAAAAAACCUCAACUUACUCACACACAUUGAAUAAAACCGAAGCAGAAAGAAAGAUGAUGUGGGAAGGUGGAUCAUCAACAGAGGCGACGGAAGCAAGCGGAGGCGGAGGUGGUCGGAGGAAACCGUCGUGGAGGGAGAGAGAAAACAACCGGAGGAGAGAGAGACGGAGGAGAGCGAUUGCAGCUAACAUAUAUAGCGGAUUGAGAGCUCAGGGGAACUAUGAUCUGCCCAAACAUUGUGAUAAUAAUGAGGUUUUGAAGGCUCUCUGUAGAGAAGCUGGUUGGGUUGUGCUUCCUGAUGGCACCACAUUUCGUAAGGGAUGCAAGCCACCUCCCUCCAUUGACAUCAGGAACAUAUCAACCAACACAACACCAUGCUCUUCCCAGAAAUCGAGUCCAACGAAUCAUCAUCAUCGCUUCACCUUUUUUAACGAUUCGAUUCCAUCUUCGCUCCCUCGGCUUCGCAUAUCAAACAGUGCCCCUGUAACUCCACCAAUCCCAUCCCCAACAUCAAAGACUCAUCAAAACAACAACAACCUGAUUUGGGAAUCUUUAAACAGUCAAACAAUGUCCUCAUUAAACAUCAUACCAAAUCUUAUGAUAUCCUGUUCUGCACCCACAAGCCCAACAAGAUACCAGCGGUUCAAACCCAUGACUAUACCUGAAUGUGACGAGUCUGGCUGCUCCACCAAUGACUGGCUGAGGUUCCAAGACCAUGGGCCUAUGGCGAUGAGCCCGACAUUCCACCUGGUUAAACCUGGUGAUGCCGAAUUUGAUAAAGGAAAAGGGGUAGAAGUUGGAUUUGAGAAUGGUGGGCUCAAGGCAUGGGAAGGUGAAAGGAUUCAUGAUAUGGGAUUCGAUGAUCUUGAGCUAACUCUUGGAAGUGGUAAUUCUAAGUGAUGAUGCUUUUCUUGAAGAUGUAGUGAUUUCAGAGAUUAGAAAUUUAGCAUCCUGUUAAUGUCUUCCUAAUUUGUGUUAAAAGGGUGGAGAUUUCAUGAAUUUUGAUAUUUUUUAACCAUUCUUCUUAAUCUUUCAUUA
Helianthus annuus (common sunflower) is the source of this 1118-nucleotide messenger RNA. RefSeq names its product protein BRASSINAZOLE-RESISTANT 1. Gene Ontology annotation, molecular function: DNA-binding transcription factor activity. NCBI's taxonomy places the organism in Eukaryota, Viridiplantae, Streptophyta, Magnoliopsida, Asterales, Asteraceae. Gene Ontology annotation, biological process: DNA-templated transcription; brassinosteroid mediated signaling pathway. The transcript is spliced from 2 exons. Bases 21 to 980 code for a protein of 319 amino acids. The record is from RefSeq and is a predicted model, not a curated record.